Molecule: messenger RNA, 4749 nt
Organism: Phytophthora sojae
Lineage: Eukaryota; Oomycota; Peronosporomycetes; Peronosporales; Peronosporaceae
Exons: 7
Cellular component (GO): cytoplasm
Molecular function (GO): protein binding
Source: RefSeq, a predicted model, not a curated record
AUGGGGGAAGAGACCGGAGCUGCCUCGGCGCGUGGUCGACCGGAUUCCAGCACGGCCAAGAACCGAGAUGCCGCCAAGAAGCGGGCGGCUCUGUGGAAGAAGCAGAUCAAGAGCUUCAAGCUCAAAGACGUCGGCAAGAAGGUGGACGCCGUGCGCUUCUGCGCCCAAGACGAGCGGUUCUUCCGAGAACAGGCGGAGGUGCUCCCGCUGCUCGUGGGGUUCCUGUCCAGAACGAAAACCCCGGAUCUAGUCGUGGAGACGCUGAGUGUGAUGUACACACUGCUGUCAACUCCAACUGCCUCUGAGAGCAACGAGUCUGACGCUGAAGCCAUUCAUCCAGAGUUGAACGCUGCGUUUAUCCUCAAUCGCAGUGUGAGCGCCGACUCAGCGUGGAAAGCAGGAGAACCGUUUAUCAACCUCUUCAACUUGGCUACAUUGUCUCCAGACAUUCGAAUCAAAGCAAUUGAAGUGUACGACCUUCUCCUUCGAGCCAGCAUUGCACACUCUGAACCAGCAGCUGAAGCCACCACGACGUUGCUUCAGUUUCAGUCCGUUGGAUCUCCUUGCUCGGCGUUGCUCAGUUGUCUGGGAGUCGAUAACGGCGAGUUGCAGUUCGCUGCUUUGUUGUGUCUCCGCUCGCUAAUGAAAACCUCUCCGAACGAGGAGUUUCUAGAAAAAUUCGAGAUGGAGACGGGUGUUUCUCGCACAUUGGAGUUUGUAGUUCAUUCGGAACGGCGAUUCCACCGCCCAGCGCUCGACAUUCUGGAACGAUUAUCUCAUUUCGAGUGCGGGCGAGAAUACUUGAAGAAUAAUGAUGCAGCAAAGUUUCUGCGUGAUGCGAUCCGGGAAGCUCAGGAAACAAUUGUGAAGACGUCUACGAUUGUUCCUGUAAGUGGAAUGGAUUCGAGUCCGUUAUCGUCUGAGGACGCUCCGUUAUUAUGCGCCAAUAUCGAAAUUAUUUGCCAAGUCUUCGCUCGAUUGACUCUCGCAAAGGAACAAGUGGCUGCAAACAACUACGUUGCAGGAGACCAGACUCUGUUCAUGGACUUCAUCGAUGCUGGGGUCGCCAUACUUCUCUACGACAUCAACAGCGCUCUAAAUCCCGUACCAGUCCCAACGGAAUCUCCACGGACGACUGGCGGCGCGGCAGCGGCGGCAGCAGCCACCGCUAAUGCAGCAGCAGCUAACGCCGCAGCUUUGGCGUCAUUGCUCCCGUUCAGUAUAGACCGUUGUAUGGCCGUCAUCUCCACUGUUGGUCGUUUGGUGGAGCAUAGUGAACUAUGCAAGGCGCACGCGAAGUCCAAGGGGAUUUUACCGGUGCUACUGGACUGCUUCAAGGUGAAAGGGGCGGACAAGCUUCAUCAAGUCGGGGACAAGCUUCUUCACUUAUACGCUCCGUCGACGGGAGAAAGACCUCCUCUGGUGGCGGUUGAUGCUGUAUUGACUCUACUGGAAGCUAGUCAUGCAACUGCCAACGAACCGCUGGUCUUUCGCCACCUCCGAUGGAUCGCAGCUUUAGUUGAUUUGCCAGGGAAUGCCAACGCCUUGGGCGAGCGAGCCGUCUCCCUCUUUCUUCAGAUUUUGGCUGAUACUCCGUCAAGUGAAGAGCUGCGCUUCGCAUUCUUGGCGAAGUGCAUCCGCGCGAUUGUACUGCAGAAUUCCGCUGCUCUGGAGCCAGUUAGCGAUAGCUGUCGGCUGGAGUGGAUUGACGAGUACGACGAGCAAGCAGCUUUUGAUCCAAACCCUCUAACUGAGGCCUGCCACGAUGUCGACGUUUAUCUUUCGGUCGCCGACGCGCUGACCGCGUUGACUGGUGCGUUUCUCAGGUGGAACUCGACCAGUAAUGGGCCGACCACAACCGACUUCAGCGAGCUCAUCGCUUCCAAGCUCGAAUCGGAGCACGCCGCAUCGGGAAAGGCCGGAAUUGCCACAACGGCUGGGAGUAAGAAGAAGUUGGCAACAGAUCCGGUUAAAGCAUCAGCAGUGGGGGAAGCAGUGAUGCUGGCGGUCUUGGAGAAGGGCAUGCAGGUGCCCAAACUAGUCUCGAAGUACGCUGCAGUGAACCCCUCCGUGUGCGUGACUUUGCUGGAGCUUUUGAACAAUUUAAUGACUGUUCCUGGAGGACUCAAGGUCCUGCUGAAUCUGGCAAAAGCUGAGCUACAGACGCACGCCCAAGCCGAGACAGUAACACCGGGUGAAGCCGUUAAUGAGUGGCCUCUGUCAGCUCAACUAUCUGCUCAGUCAGAGCACGCUCGCUUGCUUAGCCCAGUUCUGGGCGUUCUUCAGUCCCCUGAUACCUCCUUUAUCGAGAUCGAAGCUGCCGUUCGGACGAUUGCUGUGCUGACGAGUGACUUGGAGACUACGGACAAGGAACCACCUACAUCGGCGCCUGACCCUGUUGUUGAGACUGCGAAGAGCCCGACUAAAGGUGCAGCUGCUGCCGCUCCCCCUCCUCCUGCCGCUCCGACUGUUCCAGAACUCGUGGUCAGGGAGAGCGACCGCUUCAUCAAUGCCGCUCUGGGUUGUGGAGCGCUAGUGCUGCUCCUAGCCUUCAUGGACCAAGCUCGACUACCAGUCGGAUCGGGAGAUUCACCCGACCGAGUGAGGCGAAUGGAGACGCAAAUUGAGGAAAUGGUGAUGAAGUUCAUCACUUUGGCGCAGAUGAAGCAGGAACACAUCAUUACCAAGUACCGGGAGAAGCUCGAGCAAGAGCAACCACCAACUACCGAAUCUCCAUCCUCAACGCAGCCUUCAAAGGACCCAGAGUUGCCUUAUCAAGCUCGGUGGGCUCAAUUGCUACUUGAUCACAAGUUCAGCGUUCCUCGCUUUGGCUACGAGUCAUACAGUGCGUUACUUCUCGCUUCAGAGCUCGCCCUCCCCAAGCUCGUCUCGACGCUCCUGAACGCUGGAGCUUCCUCGAAAACCGCUUCACCUGAGGGGGUGACGCCGUUGAUGAUCGCGUUCCUCGUCGGGAACGAAGAGAUGGUUAUCGACCUGCUCGACGCCAGCGCUGACGUGAACGCCAUAACCAAAGACGGCCACGAUCUGACGGUAUGGAACUGCACGCUGGCCUCUCCGGUGAAGGCGCGCGUGAGCAGCAUGAUCACAAAAGCGUACAGCAGCUCGGACGCGUCAGAUAUGGGGAUAAGCAUGAGCUCUAGGAUUCAGCUGGACUCGAUCGAGGGGUCUCUGCAAUUCCUCGACAUGUGUCUAGACGCUGGCGUGGACGCCAACGUAUCGAACGCCAACGGAGACUUCCUCCUGCACGCGCUUCUCUCUAAGUCCAUCGUACGUCGCAAACUACGUGGACUGGACUUGUGCUUCCGCUACAAUUCCUACUACGAAGACCGCAGACGCCUGCAAAGGGCCGUGACUGAGCUGGUCGAGGCGCAUGGAGCCAAUGUCAACAGCUGCAAUCGACUGGGCCAAACUCCGCUCCAUUUGGCGCUGUUGUACGGCUUCACGGGCAUCGCGAAGAUCCUCUUGAAGCGUGGAGCGAACCCGAAUGUCCAGGGCGUCUACGGGCACUUGCCAUUGCACUACGCGUGCCUCGGAUUCUGCGGUAGUCUCGACGGGAGCGACGGUGAAGCUGUUGAGAUAGCGCGUCUACUGCUGGAGCAAGCCACGAAGUACCCGUGCACACUUGGAGUCCACUCCGAUCGACGCAAGCACAAGUCUGCAGCUGAGAAACAGGCGCUGGCGAUUGAAAACAUCCUGGAAAGCGGCUUGCAGAGUGUCGUUGAGCCCCAAGCGAUCGUCCAGAAGCUUGCCACUGCCCAGCAGAUGCUCACGACGCCAUCGUUUGUAGGGGAGUUUCUGCCCUGGCACUUUGCGUGUGGAGCGCACGUGCAGCUCUCGUCGGUGUUGUGCCUUGAUGACGACAUGCAGAAGUGGUUUGAAGCCAACGGACAGGCUCGAACUGGGAUUGUAAGCUAUUUAGUCAGCGAGUGGGAGAUCGACAUCAGAAAAUGCGCUAGUGAGGGGGUGACAGCGCUGCACUUGGCAGUGAAGAGCGACGUGAACGGGAACAACCUGCCGGUGGUCGACUUGCUGCUGGAAAACGCUGGCUCCGGGCUCAAUGUGAACGCAGUCCACGAGCACAUUCUCAUCGACACUUUGCCUGUGAUCCCGAGUGGAGCGCACGUGGUGUUUGUCGACGAGGAUCAAGAUAUGAAGCAGGCGUUCGUGUCUUCCCGGUCCAUAGACAGCAAGUAUCACAUCAUUCUCGCGGAUGGACAGCACGUCGACGGCAUUGCACGCGAUCGUCUGCAGGUCAUCAGCGAUCCGCACCAGAGAACGUCGCACAACUUCCACCACCACUACAAGUAUCUGCUGCCGAUGGAGAGCAGGUUCGCAGCUUUACACUACGCGCUGCAGUCGAACCAGGACACGCUGGCACUGCGAUUGCUAGCGCUGCCGAACAUCUCCCUCGACCCUGAAGGCAGUGACCUGCCGCUUCUUGCGCUCGCGUGUGCUGCUCGCCAGACGCCGGAGGUUGUGAGGCGGUUGAUCACCCAACAGGCGAACAUGCGCGUGCAUCUCCCACUGCGAACGUCCAAGUGUGAAUUGACGGUGGUAGAUGCGGGCACGUCGCGUACCAUGGCCAAGAGGAAGCACGCCGCAGCGCUGCAUUACGCUGUCAUUUAUGACGACUUGGGGAUGGUCGAGGCGCUGGUGUCGAGCCCAGAGGGGUAUGUGCAGCCGAAUGUCCGGCGGUCGGGAGAUGGCUUCACGCCGCUGCAUUUGGCC